This is a messenger RNA of Anopheles aquasalis, 552 nucleotides long. RefSeq lists its product as uncharacterized. The record is from RefSeq and is a predicted model, not a curated record. Lineage: Eukaryota; Metazoa; Arthropoda; Insecta; Diptera; Culicidae.
AUGCAAUCGAAUAACGAUUCUUUUCAAGAAGGCUUGCCAGUUGCGACAAGCACACCGGUAAGCAACCAAGAAAGGUGCCGCAUUUUGGAGCAGCGCUUGGCGGAGAAGGACCAGCAGCUAAGGCUGCUGCAGGAAAGAUACCGCAUUUUGGAGCAGCGCCGGGAGGAGGAGGCGCAGCAUCAUAAUGUGCUCCAGGAAAGAUACCGCAUUUUGGAGCAACGGCUGGCUCAGGAGCAACGAGAAAAGCAACGGCUCCAGAAAAGAUGCAGUGAGCUUCAGGGGGUGGCCGGCAUCGCGCGCAGCAUUGCAGCACUGCCGGCUAUCAGCGGGCUCAGCGACAGCGACGACGGCGGCAGCAGCGAGCCCGGCGGCGCUGUCGCCAGGGUGGAUGAAACGGAAGGUGAUGAGCAAUGUAAGAAAGAUCAGCAGAAGAAUGGAUCGAAUUCUUCAGACGAAGAAGAGCUCGAUGGAACGGAAAAGAUGGCAGAUGAACCAGAACCGGAACCAACCGAAGAUGAAGCGACGGAUUCGUCACAACCGCCCCGUGCCUGA